Messenger RNA from Cyclopterus lumpus (lumpfish), 1140 nucleotides. RefSeq names its product PR domain containing 12b (gene prdm12b). The coding region runs from base 1 to 1140 and encodes 379 amino acids. Gene Ontology annotation, biological process: neurogenesis. The transcript is spliced from 8 exons. Gene Ontology annotation, cellular component: nucleus. The record is from RefSeq and is a predicted model, not a curated record. Gene Ontology annotation, molecular function: histone methyltransferase binding. Lineage: Eukaryota; Metazoa; Chordata; Actinopteri; Perciformes; Cyclopteridae.
AUGGGCUCCGUGCUGCCCGGCUCCGCGCUGGGCCUGAAGCCGGGCUUCAAGCCGCAGCAGCCGCUGUCCCUCGCGGACAUCAUCACGUCGGACAUCCUGCACAGCUUCCUGUACGGCCGCUGGAGGCACGUGCUGGGCGAGCACCUGCCGCACGAGGAGCGCGCCGCGCCGAGCGCGAGCCCCAAGACCGCCUUCACCGCGGAGGUGCUCGCGCAGUCCUUCUCCGGAGAGGUCCAGAAGUUGUCCAGUCUGGUUCUCCCCAGCGAGGUGAUCAUCGCUCAGAGCUCCGUUCCAGGAGAAGGUUUGGGUAUUUUCUCUAAAACGUGGAUCAAAGCAGGAACUGAGAUGGGACCGUUCACCGGGCGGCUGAUCGCCCCCGAACACAUCGACCUGUACAAGAACAACAACCUCAUGUGGGAGGUGUUCAACGAGGACGGGAGCGUGCGCUACUUCAUCGACGCCAGCCAGGAGGACCAGAGGAGCUGGAUGACGUACAUCAAGUGCGCUCGCAACGAGCAGGAGCAGAACCUGGAGGUGGUGCAGGUCGGGAGCAGCAUCUUCUACAAGGCCGUGGAGACCAUCCCUCCGGACCAGGAGCUGCUGGUCUGGUACGGGAACUCCCACAACACCUUCCUGGGGAUCCCUGGGAUCCCCGGAGGAGACGAGGAGCAGAGCAAGAAGACCAAGGCGGAUGAUUUCCACACCUGUGAAGGCUCCUCCUCCUCCUGCUCCUCCUCUCUGGGGCGCAUGCGCUGCGUCAUCUGCCACCGCGGCUUCAACUCGCGCAGCAACCUGCGCUCGCACAUGCGCAUUCACACGCUGGACAAGCCGUUCGUGUGCCGCUUCUGCAGCCGCCGCUUCAGCCAGUCGUCCACGCUGCGCAACCACGUGCGGCUGCACACGGGCGAGCGGCCCUACAAGUGUCACGUGUGCCAGUCGGCCUACUCGCAGCUGGCCGGGCUGCGCGCGCAUCAGAAGAGCGCCCGGCAUCGGCCCUCCGGAGCCGCCGCCGGGGCCGCGGUGCCGGGGCACGUCACUCACUCUCCUCCCCCUCUUCCUGCUGCUGCUCACCCCCCGCUGCUCACCUCCAUGACGCACCCCGUCUCCCUGGUGCACCACAUGCCCACCAUGGUGCUGUGA